Pogona vitticeps (central bearded dragon) is the source of this 1677-nucleotide messenger RNA. It is a transcript of the gene LACC1, whose product is annotated as laccase domain containing 1. Gene Ontology annotation, molecular function: copper ion binding. The record is from RefSeq and is a predicted model, not a curated record. NCBI's taxonomy places the organism in Eukaryota, Metazoa, Chordata, Lepidosauria, Squamata, Agamidae.
GAAGGGGAAGCAGGAAGUUCCGCGGCCCGGUGGCUGUCUGCGCGUGUGAACGCUCCCGGAGUUUCUCAAGCUGCUCCCUCUUGCACACCUCCGGGAGAGGAGCGGGCUGGCUUUUCCGGUUUAGUAACUUUGCAAGAUUUCAUUAGAUCAACGCCUCGCUGCACUAACUUUGGAAUUCCCCUCAUUUACAGUGCUUUGUUGCAACUCUGCCCUCCUAACUUUGCUUUCUUGUUGGAGGGCACGAAGGGCAAGGAAUACAGUUUCCAGCGUGGCGCGGGUGUCUCUGAGGCUAUCUCCCUAAUAUAGCUGAUCAUAAAGUGACUGGCAUCUUCAGGUAUCUUCCACAUGUUUAUAUUAUGGCAAAAGCAGUAUUAAUUGAUCUCUGCAGCUCUUGGAGUAACCAGACUCAGGAAUCAGUUGUCGGGACAUUAGAGGGUGUUCAAGAGGACGACCCUUUCCACACUCCGUUACUUUACCUUAUGUGUUAUCACACCAUCGGAAAUGAGAGGAAUGGAAAAGAUACACACCAUAAAGUGAUACGGAGUUUUCAUUGUCCAGAGAAAGGAGUUGAGGUUGUGUGUUCUCAGAGUACAGUUGCCGCUUUGUACACCAUUAAACAGAAACUUGAUGAAAAAGGCAUAGACACUAUUAAAAUAAUCUUGCUAUCAAAAAGAAAGCCAUUAAUGAGGGAGUAUGUCAACCAACUUUUUACUAGUGUUUACCAGUUUGAAUUUAAAGAUUUGCAGAUAAAUUGUGAAGAAUAUGACCCCAAGAAUUCCACAGUACGUCAGAAUGAACUGGAGACACUCACAGACCAAGAGGUGCAACAGGUUCAAAGUGAGAUAACAUUGUUUUUAAAAAGACUUCCUUCUUUGAAAGGGAAACUCACUAUUCUCAAGUCCCUCUUAAUUCCAGACCAUAUCUUCUUACAUGGAUUCACUACCAGAACAGGUGGCAUCUCAUAUAUACCAACCAUGAGCUCGUUCAACCUGUUUAGUAGCUCAAAGCGGAGGGAUCCACCAAUUGUUGUCAAGGAAAACCUUCGCAGGUUAGCCGCUGUUGCUGGAUUCGACCAAGAUAAAUAUCACACUAUAAAGGUCAACCAUGCCAGUGAUGUCUGGGUCAUGGGAAGAGCCCAACCAAAGAGCUAUGAUGCAUUAGUAACUAACCAGAAAGGUGUUACAAUAGCUGCUCCUGGAGCAGAUUGCAUUCCUGUACUUUUUGCUGAUCCUGUCCAAAAAGCAUGUGGUGCUGCUCAUUCAGGUUGGCAGGGCACAUUGCUGGGAGUGUCUAUGGCUGUUGUCAAUGCGAUGAUAAAGGAGUAUGGCUCUAACGUGGAAGAUAUUCUUGUGGUCCUGGGGCCUUCGGUUGGACCUUGUUGUUUCAGGCUACCACAGGAAUCUGCAAAAGAAUUUCAUAGGAUUGAUCCAAAAUGUGUACGACAUUACGAAGCAUCACAUCCUUACAUUGAUAUCAGAAGAGCAACACGUGUUCUUCUGGAAGCUGGAGGGGUUCUGCCUCAGAACAUUCAGGAUGAUACUGUGAAGGAUCAAAAGCAGAAUCUCACUCUCUGUACAUCAUGUUGCCCUGAUCAGUUCUAUUCUCAUGUUCGUGAUGGGGAGAACUUUGGAACACAGAUUGGUUUCAUCUCAAUUAAAGACUGAGAGUUUUUCAUAA